AUGGAAUCCAUUCUUGGCCUGAAAAAAACCUUAUUUGAUAAACACCCGCUCAAGCCAAAAAUCAAAGAGCAGAAAUUAAUUUACAGAGGACGGGUGUUAGAUAACUCGGAAAUCCUCGCCGAAAUCUUGAAGGACGGACUGUCUACGGCACAAACUUUCCAUUUAGUUGUUAAAUCAUCGUUUGAAGGUGAAUUUGGAAAAAUUCCUGUGACACCCCCUUCUAGACCCUCAUUCUCAUGGCUUCGUCGCAGUGGUGGCGAUGCGGUUAAUAGCAAUUCAACCACAACAACGAUAAUUUCUUCAAAUGGAGAGACUAUGACAACUUCGGCAGCAGCAACGGGGAGUCAACCAGCGAGACACGCCGCUACUCAAUAUCCUCAUUUCUUAUCAACUGGAUUACCAUACAUGAUACCUGCGGGACCAUACCUGCAACAACCGUAUUAUUAUCAUCCGCACAAUUUAAAUCUAAAUAAUCAUAACUAUAUCAAUGCAUUUUACCAGCCACAAUUCCCUCAACCGCCACCUGUUUUUCCCGUUCAACAGCAGCCACCAGAUCCAAACAACGAUAUCGGGGCAAGAAAUCGACGUCGUGCCGCUACUUUCUGGCUUUUAUUAAAGUUAGGAUUCCUGGUGUACAUCUUUUCUCAGAACGCAAGCAUAGAACGGAUUAUUCUACUGCAUAUUUUUGCGCUUGUGAUAUUCUUUAAUAGGAUGUAUUCGGCUCAACAACUACAACAAAUCCAACCACCACCCAUGCCACAAGAUAGAGGAACAACAGCAUCAACAUCUACGUCAGCGCCUCCUACAUUACCUAGACAACAAGAGACACCAAACACCGGUUUAGGCAGUCAAGCAUAUAACAACCGUGAUAAUGUUGCUGCUGACGUUAUGGUAAAUCAAAAUAAUAAUGCGGCACAAGGUGGUGAAGCAAAUAAUGCCCAAGCAUUGACUUGGCUUUUAACAGGAAAACAUGCUUAA
Molecule: messenger RNA, 978 nt
Organism: Ambispora leptoticha
Lineage: Eukaryota; Fungi; Glomeromycota; Glomeromycetes; Archaeosporales; Ambisporaceae
Source: the annotation of a GenBank genome assembly